This is a messenger RNA of Symbiodinium natans, 1701 nucleotides long. The record is from the annotation of a GenBank genome assembly. NCBI's taxonomy places the organism in Eukaryota, Dinophyceae, Suessiales, Symbiodiniaceae.
AUGGCCCGCCGUCUUCGGAGACCUGAGUCUUUCGAAGAUGUGAAAGCAGAGGGGCUGUUUCGCGCCACGACGGCACCCAAGCUUCUGGCCAAUCGCGGAGUUCUCUUCGUACAGGGCUUGCCAGGUCUUUUGGCUGCGGGUGGGCUCCGCCCGGACAAGAUACCGACAAUGCAAGAGGUGCAAGAGUCCGGAUCUCGAAUUUUCGAGUCCACAACCUGCACUGAGCGAGUGGAUGUCUUCGUGAGCCAUCGCUGGGGUACUGCGCGCUGGGCGAAGUACCUGAACCUGUGCCUGUAUCUCAACUUGUCAGCUGCCGUCGCGUGCUCCUUGAUUACAUGGGUGCUGGCCACUGCAGUCAUGGCUUUUCGUACCGGAAGCGCUGGCAACCUCGGAGACAAUCCAUCGUUACUGCCCGUCUUGGUCUACUUGCCUGUGGGCGUGUUUUUUCUCAUGUUCUUUCUCGGGCAGCAUGCCGUUCACCUUUUCUGGCCAACGUCGCUUUGGGUGGAUCGUGCCUGCGUGCACCAGACAGAUCACGAGCUAAAGCAACGACAGAUCCAGGCGCUCCCAGUUUUCGUUGCGCGGUCAUCCUCUAUGCUGGUGUUGUGGGACGACGAAUACUUCCAGCGUCUUUGGUGCCAGCUAGAACUGGCUACGUUCGCAAAGUACGGCAGUCUGCAGAAGGUUUAUAUCUUUCCCCUUUGGUUGGCCCCGUGGCUGCUGUCUGCGCUUCUUAUCAACCUCGGCGCUGCCACCGGUUACCACUUCCUGUGGUAUGGACUUGGUGACUUUCUCUUCUCCCUGGCCUUAGCGGUUCAAGGAUCGAUUCCAGAGGCUCUUUCAGGGCUCGUCACCCAGGUGAUCACGAUUACGCUCUUUGGCUCCAUGAUGUGCUUGCCUGCAUCGAUCCCCUGGGCCAUCGCUUGCAAAGCCAAGUUGCGAAGCCACGAGCUGAUGUUGGACCAAAUGGCGAAUUUUGAUUGCCGGGCUGCACAGUGUACAGAGCCAGCCGAUCGGCCACUCGUGCAGCAGCAGGUCCAGCAUCUAUUCCGAGCACCCGGGAAGCAGGAAGCAAACCACAUGGCAUCAUUCGCCAGCAGUUCAUCACAUUCGAGUGAGGUGGAUCAAAUUGAUGACAGGUCGCUGGAUGCUUUCAAUGGUUAUGUUCAAGGUCCACUCCGUUCGGUCGUCCUGGAAAAUGUCGGAGCCAAGCUACAUCUUCCACAUGGGUGGUGCCUGCUCGCUGGACUGCCAAUAACAUUCUAUUCCUGCGUGGACAUUCUCCAAUGUGAUGAGGCAUGCGUAGCCGAUAAUGGAUUCGACACUUUUUUCUCGUACAUGGGGGCCAGCACGGCGACUUGGCUCGUGGACAUUUUCCUGGUUUUUCCCACCUUCUACCCAGUUUAUCUUCGGAUGCUAAAGCGAGCUUUCUCUGUCCAGCACGAGUGUUUGCAGUUCAUCUUGGCAAUCAUCAGUGCUAUUGUGAGCUUAAGCUACGGCUACUUCUGCAGCGGAUGGGUCUUUGGGCUCGUCUACCUCUCAGUCCAGCACGGCCUCAUUGGCCUGCUGCCCCUCUUGGCCCUCUUGGUGUUCCUGGUGUUGCAGCACCAAUGCCUCUUCGGCAGGGAUCGAGGUGGGCGACAGUCCUCCAGUGAUGGCACGUACCGGAGCUUACACGCAUUCGACGAGUUCACGAUUUAA